CGCUGCAGCACAUGGGAAGCAAAAGUUUUCCUCCUCCUUCUCCUCCUCCUCCUCUCUCCCCUCCGCCCAGGCGGCCCCGGGCCGGUUCCCCCGGAGCGGUUCGGAGAUGAAGGAUGCUCCCGCCGGCUCCUCGGCAGCUGCUGUCGGGUACCGGCGCUGUGCUGCGCUUCCCUCCGCUGGGCGAUGAGGAAUAAACCGCUGCUGGAGCGCCUGAGCCUCCCUGAGGGCUGGGAAGGAGCGAAGAGGAGACUUUGAUCGCGCCUUGCCGAGGGAUCUGCGGAGGAAAAGGGCUGUUGGGCAAACCCGAGCAGAUGCUUUAGCAACGCCGGAGAGGCAGCGCUACAGCAUCGCUGUGCCCGGGGCCCAUCAUGGGCACCGGCAUGUGUUCGAGGAGGCAGAAGGGGCUCCUACAGACCGGGUUUUGCCUGGUGACCGUGGCGUGCCUGGGCUCGGGAGUUUUCAUCUACAGCCACUUGCAGCAAAAGGUGCAGAACGCUGAAGCCCUGGCCCAGAAAUACAAACAGCAGCAGGAAGCGCUGUCUGCCCAGCUCCAAGUUGUGUAUGAGCACAGAUCCCGGCUGGAACGAUCCUUGCAGAAGGAGCGAGGGGAACACAAGAAGACAAAGGAAGAUUUUUUAGUGUAUAAGUUAGAGGCUCAGGAAGCUCUCAACAAGGAGAAGCAAGACUCAAUGAACAGAUACGGGGCCCUCAGUUCCCAGCACAAGAUACUUAAGAACCAGCAUGAAGAUGUCAAGAAGCAGCUGCUUGACCUGCAGCUGCAGCACAACAGCUUGAAACUGGAACAUCGCAAGACACUGGAGUCUCAUAGCCAGAAAUAUGCCCAGCUGCAGCAGGAGAAGGACAGCGAAGUUGCGAACUUGCAGGAUACAGUGUUUAAACUCAGAGAAGAGAGCAAGCUGCUUCGGAAGGCCCACCAGGAAGUUCACUCGCAGCUCCUUAAUGCCCAGGCCCAGAUGGAAGAGUUCAGGCAGCUCAAGGAAGCUCUACAGAAGAUGCCAAGUUUCAAAGGAGGAGGUGCUGGGAAGGGGCAGCAGCAGUUUCAGGCGCUGAAGGAGCAGCCCAUGGUGCCAGCCAACAGCCAGUUGCAGCUUGUGAGGCAGAAGGCUUUUCCAGUCAACCAGGAGAGCCGCCCCUUUGGGAACCCGCUGGCCUCACAAGUCUCCGGGGUUCAGAAGCAGGCAGGUGGCCCUUUGCUGCAGGGCCAGAACUCGUACAGUAACGAUGGCCCAAGGCCACAAGCCAACGUGCUCUUUACCCAUCCACAUCCAGCCCCAAGGCAAGAUGCCAACUCGCUGCCAGAUGCUCUGCCAGCCUGGCCGGUGAGACGCGGGGACGGGCACGUGGUCCGCUUCACCCGCACCAUGAACAGUCUGCCAAAUGGGAACCCUGAUCUAAAGAUGGUGAUGCGCAUUCAUGUUCAAAGCAAUGAGGAAAGCCAGGCUCCUGGAUUGGCACCCUCUGACCUGAAACAGCCCUCUGCAGCAGAAAAACCUCAGGCACCAGACAACCACCACUCUCCAGGGAGCAAACAGGUCCAGAUGCAAAGCUGGAAAGACAUUGUUAACAAAGUGAAUGCCCAGAUGGAUGAACAACAAGCUCACAGUUACCCCAAGAGCCUUCAUUUUGAGCCCAGGCCUAGGCAAGAGAUGCAGAAAGGCAGCUCACAGGCACCCGAGCAGAAGAGAGGGGAAGAGCAUCAGAUAGCUGAUGAGGAAGGCCAGAAGGAAAGGACAGAUGAUGAGGAGCUCGAAAUGGAUGCAGGAGUGAUUGAGAGGGAGGAGAAUUUGCAUUCUCAGAAAGAGACUGUUGUCCAGGAACCAAUGAUGCCAGAUGAUGCUGCAGAUCCUGCCCAGGAUCCCAAUAACCAAGGUGAGGAUGAGUUUGAGGAAGCUGAGCUGGAGAGACCUGACUUUGAAGAGAAGGUGGGAGGUUUGGAGAAGUUCAAGGAGCCCAGCGUGAAAGAAGAGUCUAAGGAGAAGCCACCGAAGGAUGCUGGCAGACCUGCCAAGCCCAGGGAAGACCCAAUGGAUGACUAUCAAGAAGAUCAGGAGCAAGAAAUUGUACGACACCAAGGAGGAUCAUGGAGGUGAGGUGGAUGACAAUGAUGACCUGGAACUUGUCCAAGACCAGAAAGACCGGGCAAACAUACAGGGAGCUGAUGGCAAAAAGGAUGACUACUACUGAGAGAUGCUAAAGGAAAGUGGAAUAAGCUGGGAGUGAGGGGUCAGGAACCCCUCCUGGGAACUGGCUCCUGUACUGAACACUGCCCAGACCAGAGGCAGGAGGAGGUAACGGUCUUCACAGGCACUGAGCAGUGUGCUUGCAGAUGUGCAUCACAGCUGCAUGUGGGGGGCCAUUGCUGCCUCUCCAAUCAAUAGCAUGGAAGUGCUCUCAGACUGUAGGGAUGGGUUUUAUCCUGCUGCUUUUCUUAGAAGCACUUUUUGAUUUGUUGUGUUCUUCACCCUCUCGUUUUCCCUCUCCCCUCCCAAGCUGGAGAGUUUUUCUUAUGUUUUUUAACCCCCUGGGCAGCAGAGGGGAGCCUGAACUGGUCCCUGGACUGACUCGACUGAUUGCUAAUACAAAGGAAUCUGUCUUCAUAACA
This is a messenger RNA of Pezoporus flaviventris, 2623 nucleotides long. RefSeq names its product Golgi integral membrane protein 4-like. The record is from RefSeq and is a predicted model, not a curated record. Bases 369 to 2111 code for a protein of 580 amino acids. Gene Ontology annotation, cellular component: Golgi membrane; Golgi apparatus. NCBI's taxonomy places the organism in Eukaryota, Metazoa, Chordata, Aves, Psittaciformes, Psittacidae. The transcript is spliced from 14 exons.